UUUGUAUACGUGACGUGCAUUUUGCAUACACUGUUGACUACAAUAUCGACGCCAUUUUGAGUUUUACAACGCCCUGCCGAAAACCAAACUCAACAUGACAAGUGCUCUAGCGGACCAUGUGUACAUUCCAGCCCGUCUGAAAAGCAGAUGGAAUAAAGAUUCUUACAAAUGGAGCGUGGAAGAAACGAAAUUGUUUUUGGAGCUACGUCGGGAAAACAUCGCAAAGUUUCAUUCUGGUAACCGCGGGAGCAUCCAGAAGGCGUUUGGAGAAAUACUCGAUGAGAUGGGCUUGACUGGUAAAGUAACUCCUAACCAGGCCCGCAAAAAGUGGAACAACUUGGCACAACUCUAUCGGAAAAUUGUGAAGCGACAUCAACACGCCGAACUCGGAAGCAACAAGUUUGUCUUCCAGGCCAACUCUUGGCCGUUCUUCAAAGACGUGCAGAUGAAUCUCCUGCUUGAGCCAGAUUUUGAAGGAGCAACAUUGUGUGAUGUAACAACUGCUGAAGAUUUAGGGCAGCAGAUUGCAGCACAGUUCCUGAAAACAGCCUUCGUCCCACUAGACCCGGUCGAAGAUGAUGAUGAGAGGGAGCCGAAGGACCCACCGCCCACCACCGCAGAACAAGAACAACCCCAGGCUCUUGUCAAGAAAAGUACGGCAGAAAAACCUGUUCGAGAGAAGAAGUCGAGACAAAAGCAUCAGCAGGAGAUGCUUCUUGAGACGAUUAAGGAAUUGAGCCGCCUCCAAAAGAAACAGGAGGAAAUUCUGCACGCCCAGAAUCAGCUGACUAUCUCACUUCUAACCCAACUCGUGUAGACAUUGUUUCUUAGUAGGUCUGUACUGGCACGAUGGAGACCUAUUGGAAGUAAAAUGACAUCAGUUGGGUAGUAAUAAUACUAUGUAUUUAAGUUAGAAAA
Asterias rubens (European starfish) is the source of this 918-nucleotide messenger RNA. RefSeq lists its product as uncharacterized. NCBI's taxonomy places the organism in Eukaryota, Metazoa, Echinodermata, Asteroidea, Forcipulatida, Asteriidae. The transcript has 5 exons. Bases 95 to 817 code for a protein of 240 amino acids. The record is from RefSeq and is a predicted model, not a curated record.